AUGUCCGACUAUCCCCAAGAUAUGCCGGCGAACUUCGCAAAUGGCCGCCGCGGCUGGACCUCCGCGGAUCCAGUCUACAUGCCCCCAGAACCCGUCUACAAAUUCUCCGACUCCGCCCUCCAGGUCGGCCACUUCAAAGAAGAUCUUCCCGAUGAAAUCUCAUCCGCCAACCGCAAGAAAAACGCCAAAGCCUACCUCAUGGCCGUGGACAAGUACAUCCAGAUGACUGAGGGUAUUGUCAUCAAAAACCUCAAGGAUGAUCUUGUGGAGAUGUACAACUUUCAGGAGAAGAAGCUUGUGGAGAGAUACAAUUAUGGAAUCAUUAUUACGAUGAGUCGACGUGCUAUUGUCAAGUUUGUGGCGCGGGGAACGGCUGAGCCGCCUGUUAUUGAUGAUGAGGACCAGCCUGAGCAGUACUUCAAGCAGCGUGUGUUUUGCAGCGAGACUGAUCCUGAGCUGAACUGA
Messenger RNA from Fusarium redolens, 465 nucleotides. RefSeq lists its product as uncharacterized. The record is from RefSeq and is a predicted model, not a curated record. NCBI's taxonomy places the organism in Eukaryota, Fungi, Ascomycota, Sordariomycetes, Hypocreales, Nectriaceae. Bases 1 to 465 code for a protein of 154 amino acids. The transcript is spliced from 2 exons.